Molecule: messenger RNA, 1665 nt
Organism: Nelumbo nucifera (sacred lotus)
Lineage: Eukaryota; Viridiplantae; Streptophyta; Magnoliopsida; Proteales; Nelumbonaceae
Product: chromophore lyase CRL, chloroplastic
Biological process (GO): protein-phycocyanobilin linkage
Molecular function (GO): lyase activity
Source: RefSeq, a predicted model, not a curated record
ACGAGGAAAAAAAACGAAAUUAGGAGACUAUGAGAGAACGAAGAAGCGGAAAACAGUAUGACUUACGCGGCGCAUGUUGCCGAUAAACGCCACGUAUAACGCUAAUCCGAACUCGCAGGCUGCAGCAAUAAACCCAGAUGAAUUAAUGAACGGAAGUCGGAACUCGGACUCGGAAGCAGCAGCCUCCGAUUAGGAGAGAAGUUAGAAGCCAUAGGUGAUACGACAACAAGUCUUCCAAGUUCCAAAUCGAAAGAAAGACACUCUAGUAGGGUGGAGAAACCUCGAAUGGAGAUGGAGUUGGACCUCAACCAACCAUAGUUUUCUUCCAAAUCUCUUUUUCUCCCCCCUCCCCUUUCUGUUGACCAAAACCUCUCAAUAAAAUAGAAAACCCUCUCUUCUUUUUCUUUUUCCCCUCUUCUUAUAUACCGACUCCAAAUGUUCUGUUAGAAUUCUCGCAAGUUUUUGGUUAUCUCCCUCACUUUCAUUACUCAAGUGAGAAAGCGAAAAUUAAAGAGGAUUGUAUUAUGUUCGAAUGAAGAUCGUUUCGAGUUGCUCUCAGUCUUGCUGGUGUUGCACUAUUUUGUAUUGUUAGUGGGUUUCGAUGACCAUGGGCACGGACUCCGAUUCGAACGGCUGGAGCCGAGCCCGGGGUCUGGUAAUUAAAACGCUGGUUUUGAUUGGAGGGGCGUUUCUGCUUAAGAGACUCACCAAGUCCACCACCAGAUGGGAUCAUGCUCGAAUUGUCGCCGAAUCCCUCAGCGGUGAGAAGUUCUCGCGGGAGCAAGCUUCUAGAGACCCGGAUAAUUACUUCAAUUUGAGAAUGCUUACAUGCCCAGCAGCAGAGAUAGUGGAUAGUUCAAGGGUCCUAUAUUUUGAACAAGCAUUUUGGAGAACUCCUCAGAAGCCCUUCCGACAGAGAUUUUAUAUGGUCAAACCUUGUCCAAAAGAGAUGAAAUGUGAUGUAGAGCUAAGUUCAUAUGCCAUUAGAGAUGCAGAGGAGUACAAAAACUUUUGUGAUCGUCCAAAAGACCAGCGCCCACUUCCAGAAGAAGUUAUUGGGGACAUUGGAGAACAUUUAACAACUAUUCAUCUCAAGCGUUGUGAACGUGGAAAGCGGUGCUUAUAUGAAGGAACAACCCCACCAGGCGGCUUCCCUAAUUCAUGGAAUGAUGCAACGAACUGUACUUCUGAACUUGCAGUCCUAAAGAACAACGAAGUACACACUUGGGACAGAGGUUAUGACGAUGACGGAAAUCAAGCUUGGGGAGUAAAGGAAGGUCCAUAUGAGUUCAAACCUGCACCUAGCUCAAGUUUCAAUGAAAUGUUUUCUCCUCUAAAUUUCCCUCCGCCAUUAUCUACAGAGAAAAGGAUAGAUGGUUCAUUUGUCCUACAGGAUUGAUUACGUACAGAAAAAUAUAUGCACAAUGUAAAUUUCAGCUCCUGUUAUUAAAUUUUCCAAUUAUGUUUGUGAGUUACCCACAUCUUUCUAUGUGAUAGCAUUCCAUAUCCGAAGAUGUAAUAUUGCAAAGGGCAACCUCAGCAUAAGUUGAGGGUUGCAUGGCCACUUGUAAAUCCCAUUUUGAUAGCAUUUUGUGGGUUGGUAGCCUAGAUUUCAUUUCCAUUCAGAUGAGAAAGCUUUGUUGCUGGUGGUAGUUCUCUGCGUUA